UGACCGAUGUUGAAGGAUAUGCUCCUCAAGUGUAUAACGAAAUGUGUGCAACUCCAGUCAACAGUAAGUCAGAAGAAUUCCUCUUUCGUGUGAAGUUGAGCAUUGAAGCUGUACAGAUAACGGGCGAGGUUGUCCAUUUUACUCUGACUGCUAGCAAGCAAACCAGUGGCUCCUGGGUAAAUUCAACACAACCCCCAUGGGUGAUCCAGACAAGCAAUAGUGAUUGUAACAUUCGUAUAGUUCGGUACUUUACGGAACCCGAUAUCAUUACAGUAUUGAAUGGUCUAUGGGGUAAUUACGUUCGUCAGUUAACAUGCACAGGGGAGUCCAAACAACCCAGCAUUUCCGUCACCAUACUAAAUAUGAAACAUGAGUCGGAGUAUGGACUUGCUGAACUAAGGAAGGUUGUUCCUAGAUCCGUCAUGGAAAAUGAAGAUUACAACUACUUCGUAUGGAUGGAAUUCGGCUCAUUGUCUUCAAACGAAAUACAGUCGUACACAUGCGAAGUCCCACCGAUUAAGGACCCGUUCAGUGUGUAUUGGUCUUUGAUCAAAGGCAUCGAAUACGUGGAUAUAGAGGUGCAUCCAGUAGGCUGCCCGGAUGGGAAAUACGGCUUGCUCUGCGAUAAAAACUGCACCUGUAAGAACGGCGCCCGUUGCCACGGGUUUAACGGUGCCUGCAAAUGUCCGCCCGGCUGGAAAGGCACAGCUUGUGACACUCCUAAGAAGGAGGUGUCUGUCACCACGACACCUAGCGACCCUAGAGAGAUCUACACCUCCGCCAACGUCACGUUUCACUGCAAGGCGUACAACGUUGACGUCGAAUCUGUGUCUCUGAAAUUCCCGAAUGGAUCCGAGAAAUCGGUGAGUGGAGAAAAAGUCUUGACAGCGGCGAUCUCAAACAUACAAGCUCAAGACAACGGCACUUACACCUGCCUGGUUAAAGAUACAGGUGGAGACAUCUGGAACGGAACGCUCGAGUUUGAAAUCGUGAAUUGUCCACCAAAUCGUAAAGGUGCUCAGUGUACUGAAACAUGUGAUUGCACACAAGGUGCCAGCUGUGACAGGUGGGCUGGUUGUGUCUGUCCACCGGGAUGGAAAGGAAUCAGGUGCGAGACACAAUGCCCAGCUGGCAAGUACGGUAAAGACUGUAGAAAGAGCUGUAACUGUUUAAACGGUGCGAACUGUAACCAUGGCGACGGAAAGUGUAAGUGCACUGCCGGUUGGUAUGGAAGGAAUUGCAGCAAACCGUGUUCAAGAGGCAGGUUCGGUUGGGUAUGUCAAUACGCCUGCACCUGUAAGAACAACGCUACAUGUAACAACGAGGAUGGCAGCUGCACAUGCGUGUCGCCAUGGACGGGACGGAACUGUGACAAAUAUGAACCGCUGCUCGAAAGUCUGCUAUCCACGGGCUCGGUGGUCUUACUUUUUGCUAUAGUGAUGGCGAUACUCUACAAAACGCAGAUCCUGGCUUGCUCUGCGCCCGACACGAGUGAAGAGGACAAGAUACUUUUCGAGCUGAGGAGAAUGGAGCAGGAUCUAGCGCAGAGUCUACAGCCGGGCUGGCUGAGACGUUGGGAGAAGAAGAGCGGCCACCUUACCCCAGGUCCACUGAUAGGGGAAGGGAUGUUUGGGCAAGUCAGAAGGGCAAAAUUGCGCACACCUGAGGGAGAGCUCGACGUUGCCGCCAAGACAGUUCGCGUGGAGGAUUCGCAGUCAUACCGAGACUUCUACAGAGAAGCAGCUAUAUUAGUGGCUGUUCACGAACAAAAUGGCAAUGUUCGCGCGUCCAACAUCGUUCGACUUUUGGGGCUCAUCGCCAAGUCUAGAGAGAAGUACAUCCUCCUAGAGUAUGCUCCAAAAGGCGAUCUGCUAGGUUUUCUGAGAUCAGUGAAGAACAGAGACGGCGAAGUCCUACACGGAAACCUUCUUAAGUACGCUGUCCACAUAUCACGAGCUCUUCAAGAGCUGGAACGCCUGAAAAUCGUUCAUCGUGACGUGGCCGCUCGGAACGUCCUGAUCAUUGCCGACAACGUGGCCAAGUUGACUGACUUCGGACUGGCCAGAGAUGUCUACGCCACCACUCAGUACGUCAAAACGAACAAUCAUGGCGUUGAGGAAUUCCUCCCGCUGAAGUGGAUGGCGCUGGAGUCCAUAGAAACCGGCGAGUACACCUGUGAGAGUGACGUCUGGUCCUUCGGCGUGCUACUGUGGGAGAUCGCCACGCUGGGAAACGACCCGUGCUUUGACGACAAAGUUCAUCUGACAUUUCUCCAGAUGGUAGGGAUUCUGAGGCAAGGAAUACGGAUGAAGAGGCCACCGGGAUGUCCAGAGGACCUGUACCGACUGAUGAGGGCGUGCUGGCGCGACGUUCCAGCUACAAGACCGACACCAGAUGGGCUGGAAGAGAGGCUGUUACAGUUGAUGGGGGCACUUUUUCCAGAUGAAGCCAUUGACAUGGAAACUGCUUUCUAGAUUAUAAAGAUAAAGCGAUAAAUACAGAUAAUGUAUAAAUUCUAAUGCUAUAGUUUGAUAAGCAGCAGAUUUGGAUGCUUAUAUCUUAGAGCCACGAAGUAGAGGAUCCCAUAUUACAAAUGAAACACUGAACGCCUGACUUUAGACCGGUCUGUUACUUAGAAAUUAGAAUAGUAAUGUCUCAUUCUUAGUUAAUUUACAAUCGGAGUCCAAUUGUUCCUACGUGACGUGACGUCUUGAUUCACGAAUCAUUUGAUUACAAUAGAUGGAGUUCAUUAAGUACGUCACCAUGAACAUAUUAAGGAUAGGUCUAAUUUGUCAAAUGCAUACUACGUUGAUAGGUGUGAUAUCCAUAUGAUAGCCC
Messenger RNA from Branchiostoma floridae (Florida lancelet), 2838 nucleotides. Its product is annotated as tyrosine-protein kinase receptor Tie-1-like. Bases 42 to 2474 code for a protein of 810 amino acids. NCBI's taxonomy places the organism in Eukaryota, Metazoa, Chordata, Leptocardii, Amphioxiformes, Branchiostomatidae. Gene Ontology annotation, cellular component: signaling receptor complex. Gene Ontology annotation, biological process: protein phosphorylation; cell surface receptor protein tyrosine kinase signaling pathway; multicellular organism development. Gene Ontology annotation, molecular function: ATP binding; transmembrane receptor protein tyrosine kinase activity. The record is from RefSeq and is a predicted model, not a curated record. The transcript has a single exon.